This is a messenger RNA of Sphaeramia orbicularis (orbiculate cardinalfish), 3373 nucleotides long. It is a transcript of the gene syt7b, whose product is annotated as synaptotagmin VIIb. Gene Ontology annotation, molecular function: clathrin binding; calcium ion binding; calcium-dependent phospholipid binding. Gene Ontology annotation, biological process: vesicle fusion; calcium ion-regulated exocytosis of neurotransmitter. NCBI's taxonomy places the organism in Eukaryota, Metazoa, Chordata, Actinopteri, Kurtiformes, Apogonidae. The transcript has 13 exons. The coding region runs from base 388 to 2421 and encodes 677 amino acids. Gene Ontology annotation, cellular component: plasma membrane; axon; synaptic vesicle. The record is from RefSeq and is a predicted model, not a curated record.
CCUCGCUUCAUCUACGAGUAGACGACCUCCUACCGACUUACUUCACGUCACCCCGCCCGUCUGCCUGCCGUCUCCUCCCUAAAACCUUGGCUGCGACCAUCCCUUUGAGCGGCUCUGGGCUGGGAAAUAGACACAGAGAGACAAGAGGGAGAAACUGACAGAGUCCAAAUACAUGCAGACUCCCAACAUCACCUAGACCACCUGCUCCAGCCGCGCAAGAGGAGGAAGACGCACAAGUGCAGGCGCGUCCAAGCAAGCGAACCAGCCGAGCAAGAGCAUCAAUACCAGGAGCACACAGCUCACAUUGGAACAAGAGUUUCCCCCUGUAAAAACUCUUAGGAAAAGAGCAUAGCUGUGCUAAAAGAACAAGACAGGCUAAAUGAGUACAUGGUAAGAAGAGUCAUGCAUCUGAACAGAGAAGAAGAUGCCAGUAAAGGCUCGGUGUCUCUCAGUGUUUUCCUGGUGUCUGUUGCAUUCAUAGUGUGCGCAGUUUGGCUGGUAGCUCUAUGUGGCGUCUGCACCUGGUGUCAACGUAAACUGGGGAAGAGGAAUAAGCCCGGGGUGGAAGCUGCCAGCUCUCCAGAUUCUGUGAGAGGUCGAGGGGAAAAUAAAGCCAUCAAUGAUCUAGACAGAGACUUUUGGAAUAACAAUGACAGCAGCAAUGUGCAACAGAGGUGGAGCUCCUACCCGCCCAAGGAGUUCCUCUUAAACAUGUCUCCAUAUGCUCCGUACGGAGACCCUCGCCUCACGCCCAAUGGGGCCGUGGAUAAGGGUGGGCAGGGCGGUGCUGGACCCUCACCGGGGGCCAGUGACAGCGGGGGUGGUGCUUGCUCUGGGACUGAGGCGGGGCCCAGUCGCAGUGACAGCAUUCGGAGCAUGGUGACGGGGGGCAGCAAGGCUGGGAGGUGGCAGACAGUCCAGAGCCACAUGCAUGCCGGAGGCCUGCGGUUUAGCAAUUUCGGGGACGCUUCCCUCUCAUCUGCUUCCACCCUGGAGCACAUCCCGUCCUCAGCUGUGGCGCGCCCUCGGCCCCUGGUCCGGCAGCAAAGCCUCCAACAGCCGCUCACUCACCAGCCCCCUCCGGGUCCCAACGACCCUCCAGUCACCUCACAGAGCCUGGGCCAACUGCACACAGGUCCAGGCAGUGGAGGCCACCGUGGGGGCCCGCGUGGGGUCCGGGGGAGUCCGGCUGGAGCUUCCCGGUACAGAGGGGCAGGGACAGGCCGAUCGAGAUCGAAUCCAGGCAGCUGGGACCAUAUGAUGGAACAGAUCCGUCACAGAGGAUUGGAUGUAAAGUCAUUCCUUGAAGGGAAGAUGGUUGUUCUGUCUCUAGCAAUCGGGCUGGCUGAAACGGAUGACUUUGCCAACCUCCCAGAUCUACAGGAAGCACCAGCAAGCAAAGAAAAUGAAACCACACCAGAAAAGAGAACUCCGGGUAACAAACCGGGAAGCAGUCCAAGAGGUCAGACACCAGACGAGACCGGACGUCGCCAGGGGCCGAGCCACGAAGCCAACUCAUCUGUUUCUGACUUGGCCAACUCAGUCACCAGUGACAUGCUCAUGUUGUCUCCAGGUUCAGAGGAAGAUGAACACGAGGGUCCAGUGUGUGAGAAGCUGGGUCGGAUUCAGUUCAGUGUUGGAUACAGUUUCCAAGACUCCACUCUCACCGUCAAAAUUCUCAAGGGCCAGGAUUUGCCUGCUAAGGACUUUUCCGGCACCUCUGAUCCGUUUGUCAAACUCUAUCUGCUGCCAGACAAAAAGCACAAGUUGGAGACCAAAGUGAAGAGGAAGAAUCUCAACCCCCACUGGAACGAGACCUUCCUGUUUGAAGGAUUUCCCUAUGAGAAGGUGGUCCAAAGGACUCUAUACCUGCAAGUUCUUGACUACGACCGCUUCAGCAGGAACGACCCCAUUGGAGAGGUGUCCAUCCCCCUCAACAAACUGGACCUGGCCAACAUGCAGACUUUCUGGAAGGAGCUGAAACCAUGUAGUGAUGGCAGCGGGAGUCGAGGGGAUCUGCUGGUGUCUCUGUGCUACAACCCCACAGCCAACACCAUCACUGUGAGCAUCAUCAAAGCACGUAACCUCAAAGCCAUGGACAUUGGAGGCACUUCUGACCCCUAUGUAAAGGUGUGGUUGAUGCACAAGGACAAGCGUGUGGAGAAGAAGAAGACAGUGGUAAUGAAGCGCUGUCUGAACCCAGUUUUCAACGAGUCCUUCCCGUUUGACGUGCCUGCCCACGUGCUGAGGGAGACCACCAUAAUUAUCACCGUCAUGGACAAGGACAGGCUCAGUCGCAAUGAUGUCAUUGGAAAGAUAUACCUGUCAUGGAAGAGCGGCCCUGCAGAGGUAAAACACUGGAAAGACAUGAUGGGCCAUCCACGCGCUGCCGUGGCCCAGUGGCACGCUCUCAAGGCCUGAGAGACCCAGCGGCCAACCCACCUGCCUACAGUGUUUCCCUCUCAGAUUUCAACAUCAGCCCCUCGGCCCCUGCCCUCAGCACAUAUCUCCCACUCGCUAACUGUAGUUUCGGGCUGCAGAUGAUGUGUGUCAUCUCUUUGUUCUCAGGCCUCUUUGAUAUCCCUUGCCCUCAUUUCUCGUGCCACAAUCCUUAAAUUUCACCCGUCAAGCUCCAAGUCCCACCUGAACCCCUUCAACCCCACCGUCUGAAAUUAAAAAUGUCUUUGAUGUCUUUUCCAACUUCCUCCUUGUAUCCUCUUUUUAUGAGAUUUGUUAUUUUAAGAUGUCCCUAAAUCUUUCCUUCACCUUUGACAACCUUCCACUUUCAUCAGAGCGGUACCUCUUGCCACCGGUGAAUACGAACUACCAACCAAAAAUGGAUCAAACUGGUAUUCCAACCAAUUGUUCCUCCACAGUGGCAAGAUGGACUGUGUGUUCAACAUGUUAUGCACGUGUGUGAAUGCCACUGACCUGUGCAACACAUUCAGUUCAGGUGUUGCAUCGAGGAACCUUUCACUCCGCUCCUCCUUUGGUCUUGUCAUCUUUCAUCACCACUUAGUUCAAGUCCUCUUCCUUUACUGUCACUACUCCUCCAUACCCUUAAAAAGCCUGAAAAAUCAAGAAAACCGACAAAGGUAUCGGAAGAGUGUUGGACUGUAUUUACACUGGAAUUGGGCCGAGAUUUGACUCUGCCACUCAACUCAUGUUUGAUCUUUUUCACUCUCUCUUUCUCUGGCACCACUGUAAUAAUUCUCCAUUGGCUGGAAACCCUUUGUUGUCUGUGCGUGCUGUGGGUGAUGUGCUGUAACCUCCCAAAUGAAGUUCCUCAACAAAAGAAAAACAACAAAAAAAUAAUGACUGAACAUUUAACACUGAUCCUUAGGGCAAGUGUAAAAAAAAAAACAAAAAAAAC